AUGAGGUCCAUUGAACCUUUGUGCCGUUGGAGAAUCAUCCCUCUGGCUUUGACCAUGGCAGUGGUAUCUAUGAGCAGAGCCUCUGAGUAUGAAUACCUGAGCUGGAAAUCGGACUUGUACAAUGGUGGCCGCAGCUAUGGCAAGCCUCCUCAGUGUGUGGAUAUCCCAGAGGACCUGAGGCUGUGCCACAAUGUGGGCUACAACCAGAUGCUGCUGCCUAACCUACUGGAGCAUGAGACUAUGGCUGAGGUGAAGCAGCAGGCGGGCAGCUGGGUGCCCCUGGUACAUAAGAGCUGCCACCCGGGUACCCAGGUGUUCCUCUGCUCCCUGUUUGCCCCAGUGUGCCUGGAGCGUCCCAUAUACCCCUGCCGCUGGCUGUGUGAGGCUGUACGGGACGGCUGCACCCCUAUCAUGGAGUCCUUCGGCUUCCCCUGGCCUGAGAUGCUCACCUGUGACAAGUUUCCCCAGGAUGACGUGUGCAUUGCCAUGACUGCACCCAACGCCACUGAAGCUACCAUGCCCACAGGUAAGGCUAUACCUACCUACAUACCUAGCUACCUACCUACCUACCUACCAGCAGGCAUCAUGCCUGUCAUAUAUAUAUAAUAAUAAUAAUAAUAAUAUGCCAUUUAGCAGACGCUUUUAUCCAAAGCGACUUACAGUCAUGCGUGCAUACAUUUUUGUGUAUGGGUGGUCCCGGGGAUCGAACCCACUACCUUGGCGUUACAAGCGCCGUGCUCUACCAGCUGAGCUACAGAGGAUUUAUAAGAUCUCUCAGCCUGGUACCAGAACUGAAACUGAGCUAUUGCUUGACAUAAUGCUUAAAUAACUGAGGCGUUGGCUAGGAGUUUGUAAGCUGUAUUGUUCAAUUGACAUUACAUUCUUCACUUGGAAGCAGUUUUUAUUAUGAUUUAUUUUCUAUUUGAUAAACAUUUUAAUGCAUUUUGUGGAUAAAACAUGAUCAUCUGGAAUAAUUGUGGAAUACAAAAACUAUUGUGAACACCAACAUAUUAUGCGAUAGUGCAGGCUCAACACAUUAUGCUAUAGGGCAGGCUAUACAGAGCUGCGGUACUUGACUGAGAUAACACUCAGUCACUGCUUUGAUAUAGUGUGAGAAUCAACACCCAUGCAGUUCUACAGGCAGCAGAAUGUUGUUUCAGGGGUUAAAGUCUGUUUGUUGAUCUCAAACCUCAUGCUCAUUUGCAACCUUUUGGGGUCAUUUUCCCCAUGACUGCUUAGAUUAUUUCUAGAUCAGAUUAUCUCAAAGAAUAUAAGAGCGUUAGUUCAGAGCAAUAACUAGGCUUCUCUGUCUUUACCAAGAGAGAACCUCUCUUUCGAGCAAAUGUUAAGUUGCUCGCUAUUGACAAAGAAGUGAUAUUGUAAUAUUGUAAUAGUCCUUUAACAGAUGGUAGCAAUUUAUUUCAAGGUGUUUGUUGAAUACUGUGAGCCAGUCCAGCCACAGAACUAAUAGAUUUAUUAAUGACCAUUUUAUAUUGAGCUCUCAACAACUGACCUCUUCAUUUAGAACCCCCCAAAAGUCGCACAGGGCAAUUCCACUGUAAUAGAGUGAUGCUGAGACUUCAAUGUUUCACUUUAUAAUGUAUGUUAAACAAAAAACAAUGAUUGCAAAGUUAAACAAACCUAGGGACUACUUUUAACAAUUUCCACAGAACAUUUUACAAAAACUAAUUUAUGGCCUAAACUCACCAAAGGGGAGUGUGUCAUUUAUUCUAGAAUGCACUGUUUUGAAUUAUAAUGACCCAACCGAAGCCGGGCAGGCCGGCGGGCGGGUUGUCCGCUUUGACGUCUCGCUCAAUUAGAACUUGUCUCUAUUUUUGCACAGUAGUCACACAAAACAAUAAACAGUAUGUCAUUAUUAACUUUUUUCUUUGCUCAUUCGAAUUUGAAGAGGUAUCUAAGGGUUGCGGCUUUACCAUACAUGCUAAAUUAGACCAAUUGAUCCAUUUAUGGAAACACAACAUUGCUAUAAUCAAAGAUGAUUGGAGAUAUGGACUAUCCUUCUAGCAUAAAGUCACUGCUCUGCCUGUCCCGACCUUUCCAACCGCCUCGCUCUGCUUGCUCUGCCCGCCCGCUUCUGGUGAAGAACAGUGCAGAUGCAAAGCUUGGUAACAGAAUGACGGUUUGUGCUGUUUGUGCCGUCAUUCUGUUACCAAGAAUCUGCACUGUUCUUCAAGUAAAUGUGUUUUUGUUAAAUAUUCAGUGGAAAUUAUUAAAGUAGUCCUUGUGCAUAGAGUUGUAUGGAUUGUUUAACUUUGCAGUCAUUGGUUUUUGUUUGACACACAUUUUAAAGUGAAGAAUCUGAGUCUCAGCAUCACUUUGUUAAAACCUCUUAAGGAUCGGACCCUUUUUUUCAAUUUUCGCCUAAAAUGACACCCAAAUCUAACUGCCUGUAGCUCAGAACCUGAAGCAAGGAUAUGCAUAUUAUUGAUGCCAUUUGAAAGGAAACACUUUGAAGGUUGUGGAAAUGUUAAAUUAAUGUAGGCAUAUAUAACACAUUAGAUCUGGUAAAAGAUAAUACAAACAAAAAAACAUGCAUUUUCUAUUUAUUAUUUUGUUCCAUCAUCUUUGAAACGCAAGGCCACAAUAUAAUAUUGCAGUUUAGACGCAAUUUAGAUUCUGGCCACUAGAUGGCAGCAGUGUGUGUGCAAAGUUUCAGAUUGAUCCAGUGAAGCAUUGCAAUACUGGACUAUUUUGUAUCAAGUCUGGUAAUGUAAGUUUACACACUCCCAGGAAUGUCAUACAUGAUAGAUCAUUAGCUUAUACACUAACUUUCAAACAUCUAGAUGGCCGGGCGGGGUGGGUGUGGAGCCAGAGACAGCAGGGGUUCAAACUGUAGAACCCAGUUCCUUCAUUUGAAUAUAAAAAUUGAUUUUAUCAAACAAAACCAUGCUACAUUUUAUCUCUGGGACCCUUAGGAUGACAAAUCAGAGCAAGAUUACUCAAUGUAAGUACAUUAUUUACCUUCAGAGGUGAAUGUAUCAUACCAGUUGCCGUGAUAAGAUUUUUGUUGUUGUGCACUCUCCUCAAACAAUAGCAUGGUAUUUUUUUCACUGUAAUAGCUACUGUAAAUUGGACAGUGCAGUUAGACUAACACGAAUGUAAGCUUUCUGUCCAUAUAAGACAUGUCUAUGUCCUGGAAAGUUUGCUGUUACUUACAACAGUCAUGCUAAUCACAUUAGCUCAUGUUAGCUCAACCAUCCAGUAUAGGGACACCGAUCCCGUAGAGGUUAACGUUGGAAUUGCACUAUAGCUUAAUUUGAAUAGCAGAUACAGUGGUAUAUGUAAGAGUGAAUACCAGAGGGACAACGAUGAGAGAUUAAAAAAAAAUACCCAGGCCAUGUCAAUUCUACUGAUGUAAUAAACUGUGUUUCAAGACUACAGUGAACUCCAAAAGACCUCAGGCCCUUGCUGCCUGUCUGUCUAGGGCUCUGAUCAAAAGUAGUACACUAUAAAGGGAAAAGGGUGCUAUUUGGGAUGCAGACUCAGUUUUUGGACUGAGUUAUGGUCAAAAGGACUUGAACUACCAACAGCUUGGUGGUAACAAUGAUUUAGACAUGUUUUGUAAACAAACAAAAAAAUAAAAAAUUCAACAGAAAUCAAUGGUGCAGAAGGCCUUUCACAAUCAAAGUUUUGUCUAAAAUUCUUGUUCCUGCCAUGGGUUGUAGUAUGUUAUCGCCAUGCCAGUGUCCCUUUGCAGGAACUAGUAGAAUGUAUCUUGGAGCAAGUUGGAAAGGCUGCUCUGCUCUUUAACUAGACAGGUCCCAGAGAAGAGGAAGUACAACCACCUCAUCCAGAUUUGCUCAUAAAUUAAAAGGGACUUUCCAUCAUCAACCUCCUUACGUUUUGAUCUACAUUGUAUAACGUGUCCUGCACAACAGUGUUAGCUUAGUGUUAAAACAUUUUGCUCCUUUCUGAACAUAAAUGACUCUGUCUUACAGCAAAUUGAUAUGGUGACUGGUGACUUAACAGUCCAGCACCGAUGAAGAGGUCUUUCUCACUCCAUGGUGCUGCAGUUACAUGGCACUUACUGUAUAUCUGAGGUAGUCCCUCUGUAACUGGGACGUGUUGGGUCGAGGGGGGGGGCAGCAUGGUGGUGUGUGUGGAGUCAACAUGGUGCUGUUUGGGCAGGAGCCCAGCAGCCUGAGAAAAGUCUCCUCUUGGAGCUUUGGGACCACACAGAGAUCAACAAGGUGUGCCACAAAUGGCACCGUAUUCCCUAUAGAGUGCACUACUUUUGACCAGGGUCCAUAGGGCCCAUAGGGCUCUAGUCAAAAGUAGUGCACUACAUAGGGAAUAAGGUGCCAUUUGGAACGCAAGCCCUUACGUUGACAACUUUUUGCAAAUCCAAUUAGUUUUCCAUGUUUAUUCAACAUUUAUAUUUUGGGUUGAAAUGAUGUGGAAACAACAUUGAUUCAACCAGUUUUUGCCCAGUGGGUCAUGUAUUUUGAUAAAGUUAUUUAAAGAGCCUUCAUUGUUUUAAAUCAUAAUUUCAAAACAUUCAAAAACGUUCAAAUGGAACUUGGCUCCUGUAAUUGAAAAUAAAUAUGGAACUCUGAGUGGAAGAGUUUCCAGCUUCAGUCAGUCAUCUCUCCGUCUGCACAGUCAGUGCAUAGUUUGGGAAUCUGUUCUGACAGUGAUUAAUAAGGCCUAAUCUUCCUUAAAAGUCUCAAGUAGCAGUGAAUGUGUAUGUGUGUGUAUCUGCAUGUGUGCGUGCAUGUGCGUUAGAGCUGUGACAGUCAUGGAAUUUUGGAUGAUGGUAAUUGGCCAGCCAAAUGACCGCAGUCUCCGUAAUAACCGUUAGAAUAGCACACGUACAUUUUCUCCUCUCCCCUGCAUGUGCUGCCAUAGAAAUAUAAUUAAUAUAAAGGGGCGUCCACAUUCAAGUCAGUGAUGGCAUAAUGGGUGGACUGGCGGCCAUUGCGAGUGUACCCAUAGGAGCAAAGCAGGAAGUAAAAGCAGGAAGUGUACCCAUGAAUACAGUAUGUGCUGUGAUUUGUUGAUUAAACUCAACUGACAUUACAAAAAAUACAUUCCAUUGCAUGAGCCACAUCAGUUAACAUAAUUUGAAUGAACAUUCCACAUUACCAUGUAAAUCAUUGCAAAUCACAAUACCAGUCUUCAGUCAGCUGUUGUUCCAAAAAAAGAAAAAAAGGAUUGAUGCCGGUUAAUUUAUUUUCAUGACGGCGGUCUUCAUCCAUAACCGUCAGUUACACGGUUAUAUGGUAAUUGUGACGGCCCUAGUGUGUGUGAGUGUGUGCAUUCAGAUAAACGUACAGCAAAGACAGCAUGCCUGCAGGACAGAUUGAUUGUGAUUGUGUCAAGUUAGCCCAGAGACCCAAAGAGAUCAAAACCAAUCACCCCAUUUACAGUGGAAUGAUGCUUAGUUCGACUAUAGUGUUUGACUGCUGAUAUCCACUGUCAUUUUGUAAAUCUAGCAGAUAACAAGAAACUUUGUUUACUGGAGGCCAUAAUUAUAGCCUGCUAUAAAGGCCCAGGACAUUCCAAACUGAGGUCCGGUCAGUCAGAUCAUUGACCGUUUGAUCAAUAAGGGUUUUACUGUCAAACGAGAACAAGCUUCACCCAAGUUCGAAUAGAUACUUUAAAAAAACGAAACACACCAAAGCAACUGACGACCGAGUGUACUCAGCAUCUCUGACCAAAAUGUCGGCUGUCAUCUUCACAUAGGUGUUUACAUAAGAUUUUGUCUGCAAGAGUGAUGUGAAGCACAGGCAGAUAGAUAGUUGGUAAGACAGUGUUAAUACCAUGGGAAAUGAGCUAAUGUUGAAGUAAGUAGAGGUGUGAACAAUGCUAGGGUCUGUUGGAGGUUCAGUUGUAUUGCCUGACAGCUGUUUGAAUGGUGAUUUCAGGGAGAGAAAAAUACAUCUACUUGUUUAGGAUUGCAAAAUCCAGGUAACUUUCCCAAAUUCCUAGAUAUGAUAGAAAUCCUGGUUGGAGGAUACCAGAUUUCCUGCUUAUCCUUUCACUCUUGUUCAAUUUUUUCAGAGCUAUGUUACCUGGUGGAUUAUUGUGUCAGUGCUACAUCUCUUACCCUCUAAAUAGACUGUCUCUCCUCCCUCCCUUUCACAGGUUAUUCCCCCAUAUGUCCUCCAUGUGACAACGAAAUGAAAACAGACAUAAUUCUAGAGCACAUGUGUGCCAGCGAGUUUGGUAAGCAUCUCCUAACCCUAACACUACCAUUUACAUACCGAAGACACACAUACACACACGCACACACGUUUUGUCAAGACAUGUUUUCCUAUGGGCUACCAUACCUGUGGAUCAUGUUUGCCAACACCACAGGAUAGUAGCCUAUACACGUGGAACCACAUACAGUAAGCUACAGCAGUAUGUUUAUCCUUACAGCACUGGAAUAUAUGCCCCAGACAGACCACCUAAUGAUCCCUUCCUCCCAACCACCUUAGGUCUACAAAGUACAUAGUAAGAUAUUUACAUAAACAAGCUUAGAGAAGUUAAAGUGACACUCUUGCCAUUAGGGCUCCCGAGUGGCGCAGCGGUCUAAGGCACUGCAUCUCAGUGCUUGAGGUGUCACUACAGACUCCCUGGUUCGAUUCCAGGCUGUAUCCCAACCGGCCGUGAUUGGGAGUCCCAUAGGGCAGCGCACAAUUGGCCCAGCGUCGUCCGGGUUUGGCCGGUGUAGGCCGUCAUUGUAAAUAAUAAUAAUAAUAAUAAUAAUAAUAUGCCAUUUAGCAGACGCUUUUAUCCAAAGCGACUUACAGUCAUGCGUGCAUACAUUUUUGUGUAUGGGUGGUCCCGGGGAUCGAACCCACUACCUUGGCGUUACAAGCGCCGUGCUCUACCAGUUGAGCUACAGAGGACCACGAAUUUGAUCUUAACUGACUUGCCUAGUUAAAUAAAGGUGUAAAUAAAUUAGGUUUUCUUACUUACAUGCAUUCCCGACUCUUGCCAUUCUGGUUACAGUAAUGAGCUUGGUGCUUUAUCCCAGCUAUAGAUGAUGGCCCAUUGCACUGCACAGUCAUCUCUUUGUAUGAUAUUAAAAGGGAGGUCUUUAGUGGGGUUAAUCAGUCUAUUGGAAACAAAAGGACUCUGAAAAGAAAAGCAAGUUAAUGUAGAUAAACAGUAAGACAAACAGAAAAGAGACCCAAAGAGAGGUCUAAGUCACUGCAUCGCAGUGCUAGCUGUGCCACUAGAGAUCCUGGUUCGAAUCCAGGCUCUGUCGUAGCCGGCCGCGACCGGGAGACCCAUGGGGCGGCGCACAAUUGGCCCAGCAUCGUCCAGGGUAGGGGAGGGAAUGGCCGGCAGGGAUGUAGCUCAGUUGGUAGAGCAUGGCGUUUGCAACGCCAGGGUUGUGGGUUCGAUUCCCACGGGGGGGCAGUAUGAAAAAAAAUAAAAAAUAAAAAAAUAAUGUAUGCACUCACUAACUGUAAGUCGCUCUGGAUAAGAGCGUCUGCUAAAUGACUAAAAUGAAAUGAAAAAAUGAAAAAGGGAUCAGUUUGACAAUAAAUCUCAUAGAGGCUCAUGGAUUUAGUUCCAGCUGACUGUAGAUUUACAAGGUGAAGAAAGAACCAACUUACUUUCUUCUACUGCCCUAUAGCAUAGUGAUGUAUGACCAUAAACAUGCUUUACGUGUCAAAGGUCCAAGCAUAUUUUCAGCAAAGAAGGGUUUCGUUUUCCAGAAGAUUUGCACAAUUUCAUGCUUGUUGGAUGGAUGGGACAUUAUUAUUUUAAACCAACUUUCAUUAUCAGAGAAUUGAUGUGGCUUUGUCCAACAUUUCACAGAGGCUACUCUCUGACAAUGCUCAGGGUAAUUGUUCUGUCUGAGAAUAUGAAAUUGAAAAGAUUGACAAUUUGUAAACUUCUGGGGAUCAUUCCUUCAGACGUAACGGAUUGA
This is a messenger RNA of Coregonus sp. 'balchen', 7891 nucleotides long. Lineage: Eukaryota; Metazoa; Chordata; Actinopteri; Salmoniformes; Salmonidae. The record is from the annotation of a GenBank genome assembly.